AUGACUGCCAUAUCACCAGGAGUUGCCCUAGCCAUGGAUACGCUGAUCAAGAGAGAGGAUGAAGGGAAUUGGUAUCACAGCCCGUUCGCUGCAAAGCUUUGCAGUUGCAUCAUCGAAAUCACAACCGCUUGUGUACUAUCCAGCUUCAUCACACUGCGUGCAAUGAGAGUCAGGAGGAAGGGCUGGCAAAACUUGCCGUGGAUCAUCUGGCUCGUUUUUCUCAUUUACGGAACAUCUCUGGCAUAUUCAGUCUCUGCCCUCAUCAUGCAGUUUGUGGUUGGAAAUGGUACGAGCAAAGCAACAUGUAGAGCAACAGCACUGCUAUGCCCGAUUAUCUACAUGGGAAGCAAGUUCAUCUUCCUGUUUCUUGUUGAUCGCGCACACGUCAUUCGCAGCACCAAGAAAGCAAGGCUGAGGUCUAAGCUAUAUCUCUGGAACAUUUUCCUGGUCAUCGCGCUAGGCAUCUACGGUACGAUUAGCAGCUACAACAUUGCAGAAUCCACUCGCAACUGGACAUAUUCGCUGCGGUGGCUACCCUCCACCACCGGUUUCCGUUACUUCCAUCCCGUCGCUCAUUCUCACAACCCCCCGAACCGUAGGCUUCGACAACUAGCGAAGAGAACCAUUAUCGGAUCGAUAGCCACGAUGGGCAGCAGUCUACUUAACUGCAUCACCAUAGUGGGUUUGCGGGGUGAGGUUGCGUGGCUAUGCAUGAUGUGUUGCACAAGCGACAUUCUAUUUUCAGCCAUCGUCAUUCACUGGAUGAUGAAUAGCAGCAGUACGGGCACCCGUGAGGCCACGGAGGAAUCCAGUACCAAGACCUCUACCAGAGCUCUGUGUCAGCAGCGGCCUUCUCCUCCUGGCGUCGCCUCUCCUCGCCCAAUUCACGUGUUGUCUAGCCUACGAAGUCAUUAUUCGGCAGGAGUGUAA
This is a messenger RNA of Colletotrichum abscissum, 930 nucleotides long. RefSeq lists its product as uncharacterized. The record is from RefSeq and is a predicted model, not a curated record. The transcript is spliced from 8 exons. Bases 1 to 930 code for a protein of 309 amino acids. NCBI's taxonomy places the organism in Eukaryota, Fungi, Ascomycota, Sordariomycetes, Glomerellales, Glomerellaceae.